AAAAUAGAAAAACAAGAACCAGUAAAAUAUGGUAUGAUUGAAGGUUUGGUUGAAGUUAUAUUUCGAUAUUAUGCUGAGUUUAGGUUCAGGUCAGGUUGAGCUUAAUAGAACGAGAAGUGGUUAAGGUUCGUUCCAAAAAUGCAGAAGUGAGGUCGAGGUUACGUUCAAGUUAGGUUGAGGUUAGUUUGAGGUUAGCUUGAGAUUAAUAAGUUGAAAAUGCAGAGAUGAGGUCGAGGUUAAGGAUAGAGUUUAGGUUGAGGUCAGUAAAGAUUUAGUAAUUUUCUUUUUCUUUUCAGCAAAAAGUUGUAAUGACUUGUUCAAAUCAGGCAAGACAGCCACCGAGGUUUAUACAAUCGAACCGGACGGCCAGGGAACUUUUCGUGUUCGUUGUGUUAUGGAAACCACUCCAGGGAGGGGCUUGACUAUAUUUCAAAGACGUGUAGAUGGCUCUGAGGACUUUUACAGAGACUGGACUGACUAUAAAACUGGAUUUGGCAAUUUAUCUGGGGGAAUUUUGGUUUGGUUGGUUUGGACAAGAUUCAUCGUCUCUCAGCCAGUGGGCAGAAAGUAUUAA
This is a messenger RNA of Paramuricea clavata, 574 nucleotides long. The record is from the annotation of a GenBank genome assembly. NCBI's taxonomy places the organism in Eukaryota, Metazoa, Cnidaria, Anthozoa, Malacalcyonacea, Plexauridae.